Fomitopsis serialis is the source of this 894-nucleotide messenger RNA. RefSeq names its product mitochondrial carrier. The coding region runs from base 1 to 894 and encodes 297 amino acids. NCBI's taxonomy places the organism in Eukaryota, Fungi, Basidiomycota, Agaricomycetes, Polyporales, Fomitopsidaceae. Gene Ontology annotation, biological process: transmembrane transport. The record is from RefSeq and is a predicted model, not a curated record. The transcript is spliced from 6 exons. Gene Ontology annotation, molecular function: transmembrane transporter activity.
AUGCUUAUAGCUACAAUCAACCCUAAACUCAACUUCCUGGCUGGAACCGUAGCUGGUGUGGCCGCGGUUGUCGUUGGUUUCCCGUUCGACACAGUCAAAGUACGAUUCCAGGCCGCCGUUGCUAACCGGGCUUACCGCUCGACUUUCCACGCGCUCCUUACUAUCCUACGAGAAGAGCGCUUGAGUGGACUUUACCGAGGUGUUUUCGCUCCCAUCAUUGGUGCUGCGCCUCUGAAUGGCCUAGUCUUCUCUUCGUAUGGCUGGCUCACGAAGGUUCAGCUUGAGACCGAGCGAUCCAUCCCCACGCUCACCCAAGUCACUCUUGCUGGCGCAGGCACUGGUAUUAUAUGCUCGCUCGUCACCUCGCCCGCAGAGUUGAUCAAGACCCAGCAACAACUUAUGCAGGCCGCAGCAGCUAACGCCACGUCGCCCGCCGGCUCUCUCAGCGCGUAUGACGUUACCCAACGUAUCUUCAAGCAGCACGGUGUCAAAGGUCUGUAUCGCGGUAUCACCUCGACAGCGCUGCGCGACAUCGGCUACGGCACCUACUUCUACGCCUACGAAGCUACCGUCCGCUACUGGCCACGAUCGCCCUCACAGCGGGCAUCCAACGUGACUCCAUGGCUAGCAACUCUCGCGGCAGGUGGUCUGGCGGGCAUCGCAGGCUGGGUCGUCACCUUCCCGUUCGACGUCGUCAAGACGCGCGUGCAAAGCACUUUCAGCAGAUCAGCCGAAAACCCCUACCGGAAUAUGCGGACCACGAUCGUCGCAUCCUACCGCACGGAGGGUUUCCCGGUGUUCUUCCGCGGGCUCGCGCCGACGCUGAUCAGGGCUAUUCCUGUCAACAUGGUUACCUUCACGACCUUUGAGACCAUUGUACAUGCGUUCUCGUGA